Apodemus sylvaticus (European woodmouse) is the source of this 3697-nucleotide messenger RNA. RefSeq names its product MYST/Esa1 associated factor 6 (gene Meaf6). The record is from RefSeq and is a predicted model, not a curated record. Bases 43 to 618 code for a protein of 191 amino acids. The transcript has 6 exons. Gene Ontology annotation, cellular component: NuA4 histone acetyltransferase complex. Lineage: Eukaryota; Metazoa; Chordata; Mammalia; Rodentia; Muridae.
ACUGGUCGCGCGCCGCCGCCUCCGCCGCCGCUUGAGCCCAACAUGGCGAUGCACAACAAGACGGCGCCGCCGCAGAUCCCAGACACCCGGCGGGAGCUGGCCGAGCUGGUUAAGCGGAAGCAGGAGCUGGCGGAAACACUUGCAAACUUGGAGAGACAGAUCUAUGCUUUUGAAGGAAGCUACCUGGAAGACACUCAGAUGUAUGGCAAUAUUAUCCGUGGCUGGGAUCGGUAUUUGACCAAUCAAAAAAACUCCAAUAGCAAAAACGACAGGAGGAACCGGAAAUUCAAGGAGGCAGAGCGGCUCUUCAGCAAAUCUUCAGUCACGUCAGCUGCCGCAGUAAGUGCCUUGGCAGGGGUUCAGGACCAGCUCAUCGAAAAGAGGGAACCAGGAAGUGGGACAGAAAGCGAUACCUCUCCAGACUUCCACAAUCAGGAAAACGAGCCCGCGCAGGAGGACCCCGAGGACCUGGACGGCUCCGUUCAGGGAGUGAAGCCUCAGAAAGCUGCCUCUUCCACCUCCUCAGGGAGCCACCACAGCAGCCACAAAAAACGGAAGAAUAAAAACCGGCACAGUUCUCUGAGUAUGCUGCCACGGGGAAGCACUUACAGCUCCUAAGAGCGAGCGUCCCUUCGUAGGACCCUUCUGAGCACUGUUACUUUUGGAGUGGGGAGUGAGAUGGGAGUGACACCAGUGGACAGAGAGGUCAGGUGGUCUCAGGGCCUUAGAGGCCGCUCUGCCUGGGUUUGUAUGCUACUGCUGGGCCUAACUCAGAGGGCGAUGAGGACUAGAGCAAGGGGCUCUCCCCAUCUUGCUUUUGGAAGCCUGAACACUGUGGGGUCAGAGGGGUGUACAGGGCUGUGUGGGGCUGGCUCCCUCUCCUCUAGUUGGCUAAUGAACUCUGUUGCUUUAGAAACCUGUGGGGUAUCCCCUUCUGCACUUAAGGUGUUACACUAUGAACGUCACAGACUGGGCACUGUGGAUAUUAUAGAAUUAAAUUUACCUGGUUUGAACUUCUUUGGCAUUAACAGAUUCUUGAAUUCUUUUAAACUUUUCUUGUUUUUGUUUUUUUUUUUUAAUUUCAGAAAUAGUAUUUUCUCUCAAUAAAUAGUGAUGAAGGAAGGAUUACUGCUUUAUGAUUUUUCUGCAAACCCAAAACCACUGUGCUCACUUCUCAAAUUAUAGUGAGAAACAGCAGGACUUGUUCCCUCCCCCCCCCCCCAUGGUAAAACUGUAGGCUAGUGGAACACUGUGAUAGGCUUAGGGCCAGUUUGUCAUAGACAGCAGAGAUCCAUGCUCUAAGAGUUAUUUACUUAUUUAUGAAUUCUCUGUCUUCAUGCACACCAGAAGAGGGAAUCAGAUCGCAUUACAGAUGGUUGUAAGCCACCACCAUAUGAUUGCUAGGACUUGAACUCAGGACUUCUGGAAGAACAGUCAGAGCUCUUAACCACUGAGACAUCUUUUCAGCCCAGAGAUCCAUACUCUUGAAGAGUAUUUUAUGGGCUGGGAGAUAGUUCAGUUUGUAAAAUGCUUUCCCUGCAGGCAUGAAGACCUGAGUUCUAAUCCCAGCACCUACAUCAGAGCACUCAGUGAGUUGUGUGUGUGUAACACCAGCAUUAGGGACGAUGAGAUCCUGGGAACUUGCCAGCUAGCCAGGCUAAAAGAGGUGAUGGGACCCUUUCUCAAAAACUACAUGAAGAGACACCUGCAUCAGCCUCUGGCCUACACACACACACACACAUACACACAGACACACAUACACACAAACAUAUCUACACAUGUGUGUGUGUGUGUGUAUAUCACAGGGAAGAUAAUUAUUAAGUGUUUUCUUGUGUGUUGCUUUUACCACAUUUACUUUGUUUUUAUUUUGAUGAUUCUUUUCCUAUUUCAGAGUGCAUAGAGCAGGGAGAACAUUCUUGAAAGUCUCUGGGACUCUGCCCCACUGACCAGUUUUCUUUAGACCCUGCUGGUUGCAUGGGAUACCUCAGAUACCUCAUUUGCACUAGUGACGUGACCAGCUGGUAGCUGACAAGAGGAUGCUAGAGAAGUGUUCAGUUUAACUUUAUCCUUGCAAGUUUCUAGAACAUUUCCAUGGUCAUAACACUUCUUCUUUUUUCCUCUCCUGGCUCUAGGAAUGAAUCCCUUCCAGAAAUACAUUAGCAUUUGAAAGACCAUUGCUGGGCGCUGCCCUCACAAGGGGCGAGUCCUGCUCAGAAGGUGGACUGGGUUUUUAUAUUCAGAAUUCCUAUCUGUCUGAUCUCCUAGGCCUGAGGUGCUCAUCUGCCCCCCAGAGAGACCAGUGGCACCAAAUUUCUUUCUUUCUCAGGAAGCUAGGGUCAGGACUGCCCUGUGUGGCACCUCUGUGGGCUCAGGUUGAUGGAGUCCUGUUACCUUUGCACACUCGAGAUCAGGGCUGGAGCACAUUUACCUGGACAUGCUGGUGAGCUGGCACCCAGAGCAGUGCUUUCUUCACAGCGUAAGGCUGGUGUAGCCAGACCAUGUUCACAGGACGCUCUUCAGCAGACACUGUUGAGGAGAAAGAGGAAGUACUUUACCCUCUUGUGGAGUAUGGAAGCCAUCCCCUUCCUGGCCUGGGAUGGACAAGCCUCACGUGUGCUAGUCACAGCAAAGUGAUAGGUUUCCUGAGCUCGUGUAUUUUACAUGUCUGAACAAUAGUGAAGUCCCAUAGUCUUUAAAGAGAAAAAAGCGAAUAUUGGCUGCUCCUAGAGGUUUUUACUAUUACAUUCACACCCAAGAUUUGUUUUUGUAAGUUGAUGCUUCUCUGUUUUUAAGACAGGGUUUAAUUACAGAACCCUGGCUGGCCUCAAACUAAUUUCUUCUGCUUUAGCCUCUCGAAUGCUGGGAUUAUCAUGCCUGCCACCAGUCCCCAGUUUAGCUAAAUAGGUACACUUUUAUUUAUGCAUGCUUUUAUUGCCAGCCCUAGGGGUUAAACCCAGCACAUAACUGCCAGUGAGCUCACCCUCAACAGAUACUGUCUAAUUUGUGAAGGUUGAAUCCGUCUGAAAGGAGCACUUCCUAAAGUCCUGUUUGUCCACUGAUGUGAGUGCCCGGGAAGGUCAGCUCUCACGACUCUCACAGACUGGUCUCCAGCAGAAGAGCCACUGGAGUAUUCUUACUGCCUGUGUGUAGGGUGCAAGGUGUCCAUCAAGGGGCUGGACUCAGAGUCAGGGCUGAUGCUUAGAGAUCGGUGCAGACCUCGGCCUGGCAUUGAAGUGGCGGCCUGCUCUGCUGUGUGCUCCUGGUCCCAGUUACCUUUGCCCAAGGCUUUGCAGACCCUGGUAUUCCUUAGAUGCUGCACUGAUGUAAACAAUUAGCUGCCAUACUGGGGAAGGUGUCACAUACCCGCAGUCACAGUACACAAAGGCUGAGGCAGGAGGAUAGCAACUUUGAGGCCAGUGUGGGCUGUCAAGACUCCCCCGACAGACACAUUAAAAAAACAAAAUAAAAAAAACAGAAGAAAGUGAACAGUGAACUGCAAUGGUGCAGGAGGCAGAGCCUGAAGAGCAGGACUGGCCUUCAGUCAGUCAGCACAUGGCUUCCAGCAGGAGCUGCGACAAAAGCUUAGAUGUUUUGCUGUUUUUAAAAUGCAAAGUGUUGUCACCGUUUGUAUUAAUGACAGUAUGCUAUGCUGACUUCUAGCACCUUCUGCUGUAUGACUAAACCUCUCCCUCCCUUU